ACCCAGUGAAGUGAGUACUGUCGAUGGAGGUAAGCUAAUUCGGACAAGAAAGGAACACGUAGAAGACAAUGAUACCAACGGGGUUGAGGUCUCGAAAAAUGGUUCGAAUUUAAAUCCCGUGAUCGAGGAUGCACUUAUGGAGGAUAAGGAAACCCAAACUCAUGUUAAUGAUAAUCAUUCUAAGAAGAGGAAAAAGAAGAAAAGGUGCAAGGAUGAGGGAGAGCAGGAUGGUACGAAGAUGGAACCACCAGCCCCCUGAAAAGGAGCAAUCUGUUGACUUGAAUGGCAAGAAUACUAAUGACCAGGAAAUUCAGCUGUCGAAUGGAAUUAUGAUUGAAGAGUUAGAAAAGGGAAAACCAAAUGGGAAAAUAGCUUCUCUUGGUAAAAAGGUCCGCGUCCAUUACACCGUAAAGUUGAAGGACAGUGGGGAAGUAAUUGAUUCAAGUGCUGACAAAGGUCACUUAACGUUCCGACUAGUUGAGGGACAAGCUCAAGAGACAUGGAAGGUUGGCAUUGAUGGCAUGCAAGUUGGUGGCAAACGUAGACUCACAGUUCCACCAUGGGUGAGUACAAAGGAAGGAAGAGGUGAGAAUAUUCCACCAAACUCGUGGCUGGUUUUUGAAGUUGAAUUGGUUAAAGUCAGGUAAUCGGUUGGCUUCAUAAGCCAGUUUUGUUGAGGCAUACAUACACCUUGCCGAGUAAAUGACCUUUUGGAGAUCACAUCUCAGAGUUUUAACUUUUUGUU
Molecule: messenger RNA, 745 nt
Organism: Hibiscus syriacus
Lineage: Eukaryota; Viridiplantae; Streptophyta; Magnoliopsida; Malvales; Malvaceae
Product: peptidyl-prolyl cis-trans isomerase FKBP15-3-like
Exons: 6
Coding region: 129-647 (172 amino acids)
Molecular function (GO): peptidyl-prolyl cis-trans isomerase activity
Source: RefSeq, a predicted model, not a curated record